AUCAUCUGCCAUGUCUACAGAGGGGCAGAGAGUUGAUGAUAGUCCCAGCACUAGCGGAGGCAGCUCUGAUGGAGAUCAGCGUGAAGGUGUUCAGCAGGAGCAAGAAAGGGAGCAAGUUCAACCCAAGAAAAAAGAGGGCAAAAUAUCAAGCAAAACGGCUGCUAAACUGUCAACUAGUGCUAAAAGAAUUCAGAAGGAACUUGCUGAAAUUACAUUAGACCCUCCUCCAAACUGUAGUGCUGGACCCAAAGGAGACAACAUUUAUGAAUGGAGGUCAACUAUACUGGGGCCUCCAGGGUCUGUAUAUGAAGGUGGAGUUUUCUUCCUUGACAUUACCUUUUCACCGGACUAUCCUUUUAAACCACCUAAGGUAACAUUUCGGACAAGAAUCUACCACUGUAAUAUCAACAGCCAAGGCGUCAUCUGCCUGGACAUUUUAAAAGACAACUGGAGCCCAGCGUUAACCAUUUCUAAAGUUCUCCUCUCCAUCUGCUCCCUCCUCACAGACUGCAACCCGGCUGACCCCCUGGUCGGAAGCAUUGCCACUCAGUAUAUGACUAACAGAGCAGAGCACGACAGAAUGGCCAGACAGUGGACCAAGAGAUACGCCACAUAGGAACCUGCUCUAGGAUUUGCUGGACCUGUGCAAGCACAUUCACUAAGUGCAUCAAUAGCCCUUCCCUUCAUUCUUAUUUUUUAUUAAAUUUUGAACCAUUUUGUGACAAAAGGUUGUCCUUACUUUCUUUUUUGGGUUUAUUUUUAUUUUUAUUUGUUUUGGGGUUUUUUGUUCUGUUAACUUGAAAGUCGUUUCCCUCAAAUGUAGACAGGGAAUUUUGGUUAUCAGUGCAAAGAAUGUUGGAUCUGUAAUAGUAUAGAGCUUUGUCACAAAGCUUUGUAUUAAUGUGUGGUUUGUUUUUUUUUUUUCUUUCAUGUGGUUUUUGGGAAAACAAACAAAUUCAGAAUUAUAUCUCGUUUCUACUUAAAUGUAGUGUUUAGGGUUAUUUUUUUGUACUGAAGUCUUUAAUGGUGGGUGCAUGCUACUGGGAACAAGUUUUGUAUAAAAGCUUAAAAUCAAGAAUCACUGUGCAUUACUAAGACUGUGUUUAUCACUAGCCUUCUGUUUCCCACACAAAAGGCUAUUGCAUUGAACAAAUUAAUAUGUAUUUUGAUUUACUUAAAAAAAAAGUGCUUGUAAAUUUCUUAGGGACCUGCCACUUUUGACUGUGGAUCAGUUGAUGUACACUUGUAUUAUUAAAGCACUCAAUAAAACACUGUGGCUGAUAAAUGCA
Molecule: messenger RNA, 1289 nt
Organism: Calidris pugnax (ruff)
Lineage: Eukaryota; Metazoa; Chordata; Aves; Charadriiformes; Scolopacidae
Product: ubiquitin-conjugating enzyme E2 E2
Exons: 5
Coding region: 11-616 (201 amino acids)
Biological process (GO): protein polyubiquitination
Cellular component (GO): nucleus
Molecular function (GO): ubiquitin conjugating enzyme activity
Source: RefSeq, a predicted model, not a curated record